GGUAUAAAAGUCAGGCAAAUUAUUUCACAGUCUAACUGCACGAACCGCUAUUGCAAUUGCGUAAAUGAUCUUUCUGUCCCGAAGAAGAAUUCGCCGAGAAUGUCGACUCUUCUCUCGUCCUCUUUCUUUUCACAUCCAACCAGUAGCUUUCAAAACUACUUUCUCACGAACGUCGAAAAUGAAAAGAAUUUCUACAAAUCAGCCAAGGUUGAAGACUAUGACUUAGACAUAUUGUCCGCGGAUUUCUAUCAGCAUCUGGACGAUCUUGACUCCCCUUUGUAUAUCGACGAGCAACAAGCUUGGUCUUUAGACGACGAAGAUGAGAUAUCAAGUCUUGCUGUGAGCUUACAGAACACACUUCUCCUUCAGAGGCAAAAGAAGAGACCAAAACGACCACCAGAGGGAUAUUUAUGCCACCUUUGCUUCUGCAAGGGCCAUUAUAUCAAAGAUUGUCCCCAGGCCAGACCAAAAGGCGAGGGCCUCACUCCAUACCAAGGGAAGAAACGAUGUUUCGGAGAAUUCAAAUGCCCCCUGUGCAAGCGAAAGUGGAUGAGCGGCAACAGCUGGGCAAAUACUGGGCAACAGUGCAUUAAGUGUUACAUAAACGUGUAUCCUCAUAAGCAAAGACCGCUGGACAAGCCCGACGGCCUCGACGUAUCCGAUCAGACCAAGGAACAUCCUCAAGAUCUCUGUGAAAAAUGCAAGGGCCUUGGUUACUAUUGUCGCCGUGCUCAACAAAGUUAAACAAAUUAGACCCUCAAAAUGGUGCUUAAGUUCAGGGCAUCCUGGCAGACCCGAAAAUUUUGGAUUACUCCAGGGUGGGGGUAGGGAGUAUUUUGAAAUCGAAUGAUUUUGAUUGCUUUUGUAGAUAGCCUUCUGUGAAGACCACAUUGGCAGCUGCUAUGUAGCUGGGAUUACUUCUGGGGAACCGAGCGUAAUGCAUCAUUUGAUGCGUUCUCUCUGUUUUCAUUAGAAUCAUACACAUCGUUAUAUAAUUUUGAAAAUAUUGUGGAUAUCGACUCUCCUUGAGGGAGACCAAACUGCCAGUAAAUGAAACCCUCUCUUUAACUUAUCUAAAUCAUUGUAAAUUAUGUCGCUAGCGUGGUUUUAACUGGUACAAAGUCUUUCUCCAUAGCGCUUUUUACACACAUUUAUUUUAUGGUCGCUAAGAAUUUUGUAUUAUGUCGUGAGAAUACAGUAUUUGAAUAAGGAAAAUUGUUAAACAAGAAAAAAAUCAAUUCUAUUAACUAUUCUACUUUAUGACGCGUCAGAUUUACAGUUUUCUUUUCUGGAGAUUGAAUGUUUAACAUGUUCCAAUCAAACACGAAAUCUAGUCUUUGUUUUCUCAAUACUAAGAAACUUCAAGUUAAUUUGAAUUUUGGUAUAUAGCCUAUCCACAGAACCAAAUGCUUUUUUAAAUUCGAAGUAAAGAAUAAUGGAUGAAAACUAUUCAGCGAAGUUAUACUCAGCUACUCAGAAAUUAAUUUUCAGAAAAGUGAAAGGUUUGGAAAACUAGAGUUGUAUUCAUUUAAUGCAUUUGCACAGAGGGAGUAAUAUUUCUACAAAAAAAAAAUAAUUAUUUGUCGUAAGUUUUGAGUGUUUUUGUUAAUAUUGCUGUGAUUGUAAGUAAUCGUUCAUACAGGAUACCAUGUUUUCUUCCAAGAUUGUUCUUGUAUUUCUCUCAAAAGAUAUCAUUGGCUUUUAUGCUGAGUAUGCAUAAGUUAACCUUAGUUCAAGGUUUUGUUUGCGUUUAGGAGUAUGAAAUGCAGAACGACUUUCGAAUGAUUUUCCAUGGGGGCAUGUUUCAAUUUAGUGUAGAAAAUAAUCCCGGACUUCAAUGGUUCGUCUUUGCUUCGCUCUCUGAUUGGUUCUGAAGAGCAGCGACAUCCUCUCGACCAAUCGGGAGAAAAACUAACGACAUGGCCACCCGCGUUUUAAUUCCCGCGCUUUGAGAAUUUUGUUGUUUUUAAUUUGAAUUCUCGUUGGCUUUUAAAAACAGUUUCUAAAGUUUCUUUUGACUGGCCAUUGUGAUAACUUUGUAUCGGUUUUACAAUACUUUAUCAGAAAGCGCUUUUUUCUAAAGCGCAGGAAAACAUGCAUUACAAGUUAAAAUUCUCGAGUUAAACGUACAAAGAGGCGGAGUAAUCAUCAAUUGCUUCCUAACUCACGCUUGAUUGACCAAUAUUUAAAACAAAAAAGCGAGGAAGUUUCGGAAAUGUUUCUUAUUAAAUCUUUACAAUAUACUUAAAGGUCAUUUGAAAGCGUUCUGAUUAAGUUUUUAAUGAAAGAAAACUAUACACGUUCUAGUGUAGAAUCACCAUGUUUUGAUAGAGGAGAUCAUAUAGAGAAACUGGGAGAUAUAUUGUCAAUUAUUACGUACGCUAGUGUUACUGGGAAGACUUUAGUGCUAUUUGCUUAUUUUGUCAAUGACGAGGCACAAUUUAGACCAAAAAAAAGCAAGUGAGAAAAUAUUAUGUUAUUUGGUGGAAAAACUUUUUAAUAAACUUGUGGGAACUUUCGUCAACAA
This is a messenger RNA of Stylophora pistillata, 2527 nucleotides long. Its product is annotated as zinc finger CCHC domain-containing protein 24. Lineage: Eukaryota; Metazoa; Cnidaria; Anthozoa; Scleractinia; Pocilloporidae. The record is from RefSeq and is a predicted model, not a curated record.